Messenger RNA from Lasiodiplodia theobromae, 2334 nucleotides. Its product is annotated as Armadillo-like helical protein. Gene Ontology annotation, cellular component: nucleus. The coding region runs from base 1 to 2334 and encodes 777 amino acids. Lineage: Eukaryota; Fungi; Ascomycota; Dothideomycetes; Botryosphaeriales; Botryosphaeriaceae. The record is from RefSeq and is a predicted model, not a curated record. Gene Ontology annotation, biological process: rRNA processing. The transcript has a single exon.
AUGGCCCCCAGCCAGGACGUGUACGCGGCCAAUACCCUCAAGGCCGUCACCUACCGCCUCUCAUCCGUCCCGGCCAAGCAGCUCCCGGCACUCAUCCCCCAUGUCACGGCGACACUCCCGGCCUGCAAGCCCGUGCUCUCAGCUCCGCAGAAUGCCUCUGGGAAGGAUGCCUCUGAGACCGCCGUGCUCGUCCACAAAUUCAGGACCCAGAUUUCCACUCUCCUCCAGGACCGCUCGGCCGAAGGGAGGUGGUCCGCCGUGAUUCUUGCAAAGUCGGCCAUCGAGCUCGGCGGCUGGGAGAUGCUGCAGAAGUGCGGCCCGUGGGUCAGAGGCCUCCUGGGCAUCUUGACCAAGCCCGACCCGCCCACCACCAAAGUCCUGGUCAUCAUUACUCUGACCCGCAUCUUCAUGCUGACGCGUGAUUACCAAACCCUCGUGAGGGAGAUUACUACGCCCUCCCUGACCCCGUUCAUCACUUCUUGCAUGAACAUUCUCUCCCGAGCUAGGAGUGCGGAUCAAGCCACCCCACAGCUGGUUGAGACCAUUCUUGAAAGCUUUGCCCAUCUGCUACCUCGCCACCCUACUACUUUCCGUCCCCACCUGGGCAAGAUCAACCAAUAUCUUUCCACUGUGGUUGCUCAGUCCUCAACCGAUGAGCAUGCCUACCUUAGCGCUGAUGGCCUAGCGGCGGCAAGGAACCUGUACGCACAGCUUCCGAAUUGCGCGGCAAAGAGCGGAUCAAAGGAAGAGUGGGAGAAGACACUCCAAAACGUCAUCGUCGCCACUCAUCAGGCUGCGGACAAGGUCUUCCGUGCCGUUAUCGAAGAUUGGGAGUCAGUUGCAGGUAUCCAGCCUCCAAGUACCACAAAUCGCACACUCGAGCAGGUUGUUCAGCAAUCGGAGCCCGACCAGUGUGGUUUCCCUGCUUGGAUUGGCAUCUAUGCCGGCGGUUCGCGUCUGAUUGGCUUGCUCGAGCUUCUGGCUAAGCUGACCGCUUCCUCUACUUCUCCGUCCGGCCCCGUCAGUUUUCGCAUCGCGCAUGUCAUGGAUCUGCUUACGCGCGUAUUAUCCAUCACUGCUCCGGCAGGCCAGAAAAGGAAAAAUCAGGAACGCGGAAUCACGUUCAAUGACCAAAUUGGAAAGGAGGAGCGUAAUGACCUCUUUACGGUGCUUCCACACAUUCACGUAGCCGCUCUUGGUCUGUUUGAAGUCAUCGUGGAUCGUUUUGGUAGCGUCGUUUCUUCUGUCAUGGAGUUUUUCCUCGAACGCCUGGCAUUCGUCUUCCAAGAGGAAAGAUCACUUGCGAACGUUCGCACCGCCUCUUAUUCCGUACUCUCCAAGUCCCUUCCCAUAAUCGGCUCGACGCUUGCCGCCCCGCAAGUAAAGAGCCUCAACAGCAUCAUGCACGCAUGCUGCGAGGAUCUCCUCCCACGGGACAACGACGCAGCAGCAGCCCCGAAGACCGGCUCAGCGACUGCCGCCAACGGCACCAAGAACCAAUCACAGACCUCAAUGAAUGCCGACAGCUUUUUGAACAAUUUAAAAAACAAAGCGUCGCAAACAGUCAUCCCAGAUAGUCUGCACGACAGCGCCUACGCGCUCCUGCCGCUCCUCCUGACCCACGUCUCGGCGCACGCCAUGGACAACUCUGUGCGGGCACGGAUCGACAGCACCGCAGUCCUCAUCCAGCACGAAGAGGCUCUCCUUGCCAGCGUCCUCAGCCUCGACCCCAGGGGCAACCCGAGCCUCCUGCCGCUAUUGGCACGACUGCAUCCGCAGUCGCCCGCCGUCGAGGCUCUGCUCCGGCCACGUGUGCCAGCCAUCAGGGCCAACGCCAGUGGCAGCCUCAACGUCACCAACGAAGAGGAAGACGAGGAUGAAGAAGAGGAAGAGGAGGAUGAAGCCGUGAAAAGUGCCCCCGAGGAGCCGGCAGCGGCGUCCAUUCCGGCCGACGAAAUGCAGCUCGACUCUGAGCUGAACGCGGCCGUAUCAGAGCAGCCAGAGCCCGUCACCGUACGGACUAAACAAGCAGAGGGGGAUGAAGCACGCAACGCUGAACCAGAAAUCACCCCCGAGGAACCCCAGUCCGCCAGUAAGAGACCCAGCACUGAAACAGAGGCACAACCUCGUUCACCGAAGCGUGCCCGUGUUGAGAGCCCGCCGAGAGACGUGCCGCAACAGGGACAGCAGGAACCGCCUGCAUCGACGCUACCGGCCGCGGUGCCUGUUGAGACAGGGUAUGGCGAAGACGAGGAUGACGACGGUGAUGUGGAAGUGCCGACGCUGGUCAUGGGAGAUGACGAGGACGAAGAGGAGAGUGGUGACGAUGAAUGA